AUGUCUGGGUCUGCCUCCAAAGGCCUCGCUCGCGUUCUACGCCAGGCAAAGAGACCUUCAAUUGCCCGAACACGACCGUCACAAUGCAUCCCCACCUCGUACGAGCCAAUGCGCACUUUCUCCGUCACACCGCGCCGGCGAGAAGAUACUGCAGAACCGCAUCAUAAUGUGAGGUACACGACUGAUAUGUACAAUAUCAAACGGGAUGCGAAGUUCUCGGAAAUCACACCUGAUCACAUCCAAUUCUUCAAAUCGACCUUGGGCGACGACGCGGCUGUUGUGGACGGCGUGACGAAGGAUGCUUCAGAUGACCUUGAAGCCUUCAAUACCGACUGGAUGAAGAAAUACAGAGGACAUACCAAGCUGGUGCUGAAACCAAAGAGCACGGAAGAAGUGAGCAAAGUGUUGAAAUACUGCAACGACAACAAAUUGGCUGUUGUGCCGCAAGGAGGAAAUUCCGGUCUGGUAGGAGGAAGUGUGCCGGUUUUCGAUGAGAUCGUUAUAUCAUUAUCGCGCAUGAACAACAUCCGCAGCUUCGAUGAUGUUAGUGGCAUUCUAGUCGUGGAUGGAGGUGUCAUUCUUGAAGUGGCAGACAACUUCCUUGCCGGGCACAACCACCUAUUCCCUCUAGAUCUGGGCGCCAAAGGAUCGUGCCAGAUUGGCGGUAAUGUAGCCACGAAUGCUGGAGGUCUCAGACUAUUACGCUACGGUUCCUUACACGGCAACGUGCUUGGGCUGGAAGCUGUUCUACCUGAUGGCACUAUUGUGGACGAUUUGUCCAAGCUAAGGAAGAACAACACCGGCUAUGACUUGAAACAGCUGUUCAUCGGUGGAGAGGGCACAAUUGGUAUCAUCACCGGCGUAUCAGUACAAUGUCCGCAACGGUCAAAGGCCGUCAACGUUGCAUAUUUUGGUCUUCCCUCAUUCGAGCAUGUCCAAAAGGCAUUCAAGGAGGCUAAGAUCCAGCUUGGUGAGAUCCUCUCAGCAUUUGAACUUAUGGACUCUCAAAGUCAAGGAUUCGUCCAUCGAGUAACCGGCAACAAAAGGCCGCUCGAGGGAGACCAUCCCUUUUAUUGCUUGAUUGAGACCAGCGGCUCGAAUACAGAGCACGACAACGAAAAGCUGGAGAAGUUCUUGGAAUAUGUCAUGGGCGAAGAAAUCGUCUCUGACGGUGUUCUAGCUCAGGACGAAACCCAAGUCAAAGCCUUGUGGGCCUGGCGAGAAGGCAUCACAGAGGCUAUCGGACACUAUGGCGGCACAUACAAAUACGAUUUGUCAAUACCACUUGCCGAACUUUACAAGCUCGUUGAGGAGACACGAGAAAGACUCACUUCUAUGAAUCUGAUAGGUGACGACGACUCUCAUCCAGCUAUUGGCGUUGUUGGCUACGGCCAUAUGGGCGACUCAAACCUGCAUCUGAACGUCCCUGUACGGAGAUACACGAAAGAGGUCGAGGAAGCGAUUGAACCAUGGGUCUACGAAUGGAUCCAAAAGAGGAAUGGAAGUAUCAGUGCCGAGCACGGUCUUGGUAUUGCGAAGAAAAAGUACAUCGGGUACAGUCGCAGUGAGACCAUGAUCAAACUGAUGAAACAGAUCAAGAAUCUUUACGACCCGAAUGGCAUCAUGAAUCCAUACAAGUAUAUAUAG
Messenger RNA from Exophiala xenobiotica, 1647 nucleotides. RefSeq lists its product as uncharacterized. NCBI's taxonomy places the organism in Eukaryota, Fungi, Ascomycota, Eurotiomycetes, Chaetothyriales, Herpotrichiellaceae. Bases 1 to 1647 code for a protein of 548 amino acids. The transcript has a single exon. Gene Ontology annotation, cellular component: mitochondrion. The record is from RefSeq and is a predicted model, not a curated record. Gene Ontology annotation, molecular function: FAD binding; catalytic activity.